AAUAUACACCUCAUUUUUUUCAAUCAAACAUAGUUUUCCAUAAAUCACUUUGCGCUUCCUCUUACCGCUCUAAGCGUAACAGAGUGUGCAAAAAGAAAGCUAGAGAGAAGAUGGAGAGAGGAUCAUCAGCUGCCAAAGUUUCAUCUAUCUUCAUCUACCCAAUCAAAUCAUGCCGUGGAAUUUCUGUCUCCCAGGCACCUCUUACUCCAACUGGAUUUCGUUGGGAUCGGAACUGGUUGGUUGUGAACUACAAAGGGAGGGCAUAUACACAACGAAAUGAACCAAAGCUUGCUCUGGUUGAGGUAGAGCUGCCAAAUGAAGCUUUUGUGGAGAGAUGGGAACCCGGAAAAAGCUCUUAUAUGGUAAUAAAAGCUCCAGGGAUGAAUAUGCUUAAGAUUUCACUCAGCAAACCGCGUGAAAUAGCAGAUGGAGUCUCAGUGUGGGAGUGGUCUGGCUCUGCAUUCGAUGAAGGAGCUGAAGCAUCAAAAUGGUUUUCUGAUUAUCUUGGGAAGCCCAGUCGGCUAAUUCGUUUUAAUGCAGCAUCGGAAACUAGGCCUGUUGAUCCUGAAUUUGCUCCUGGACACAAUGUUAUGUUUGCGGACCUCUUUCCAUACAUGCUAUUGUCUCAGACGUCACUGGAUGCACUGAAUAAGCUUCUCAAGGAGCCUGUUCCAAUCAACCGGUUUAGGCCAAACAUACUUGCUGAUGGUUGUGAGCCAUUUUCUGAGGACUUAUGGACGGAAAUCAAGAUAAAUAAGUCCACCUUUCAAGGUGUCAGGCUAUGUUCUCGCUGUAAGAUUCCUACCAUUAAUCAAGAGACAGGGGUUGCGGGUACUGAGCCAAAUGAAACUCUGAAGAAAGUACGGUCAGAUGCAGUCUUGCGUCCAAAUCGUAAACAACAGGGAAAGAUCUACUUUGGGCAGAACUUAGUUUGGAAGGACAAAAGUACUGGAGGGAAGGGGAAUGUUGUCAAAGUGGGAGAUCCAAUUUUUGUCCUCAAGAAGGUCUCUUCUGUUGAUGAAGCCGUAGCUUGAGCUAUGAAGAAUGUCAUAUGGUAGUGAACAGUGUUAAUCCAUUAUCAACUUCACCAUCAUAGGGAGAGUAAUAAGGUGAAGACAAUCUCUGUGCCCUCUGAUUCUGUAAUAAGAAACAUAUUUAUGUGAAGCUUUGAAGAAAUUACUAAUAUUUAUGUUUUUGCUGAUUGGAAGGUUGAA
Messenger RNA from Tripterygium wilfordii, 1214 nucleotides. Its product is annotated as mitochondrial amidoxime-reducing component 1. The record is from RefSeq and is a predicted model, not a curated record. Lineage: Eukaryota; Viridiplantae; Streptophyta; Magnoliopsida; Celastrales; Celastraceae. The coding region runs from base 111 to 1034 and encodes 307 amino acids. Gene Ontology annotation, molecular function: pyridoxal phosphate binding; molybdenum ion binding; catalytic activity. The transcript is spliced from 8 exons.